Molecule: messenger RNA, 2891 nt
Organism: Parus major (Great Tit)
Lineage: Eukaryota; Metazoa; Chordata; Aves; Passeriformes; Paridae
Gene: ODF1
Product: outer dense fiber of sperm tails 1
Exons: 3
Coding region: 2250-2768 (172 amino acids)
Cellular component (GO): outer dense fiber
Source: RefSeq, a predicted model, not a curated record
CAGGGAUUUCUCCCGAUGCCCACAGGUGCUUUAAGCCCAGCGCCCGUCGGAACCAUCUCCCCGUGGCCGGUGCUGGCUCUGUCCUUUCCAGUUGAGCUUGUUGUUGCAUUUCUAGUGGGUCCUCCCUGCAUCAGCCGGGAUUUUUCGCCAUUUUUCAGGCAGGUUCCCAGAAUCAUUAGGGUUAGAAGGGACCUCGAGAUCAUGUAGUCCAACCUCUCUGCCAAGGCAGGAUCACCUGGAGCAGGUGACACAGGAACGUGUCCAGGUGCGUUUGGAAUGUGUCCAGAGAGGGAGCGACAUCCCCUGGCAGCCUGUUCAGUGCUCUGCCACUCUGCGUAAAGUAGCUCUACCUUACGUUGAGGUGGAACUUGUAUUUAAGCUUAUGGCCUUUACUUGUCGUCCUAUCGCUGGGCACAAGCAAAAGGAGUCUGGCACCAUCCUCUUAACACAUUCCUUUAAGAUAUUUAUAUCGCUUCAUGCGGUGCCUUUUCAGUCUUCUCUAGACUAACCACUACAUUGGUGGUGUAUCGGAAUAAAAAGCUACCACGCGGUGAAGCUCCCGGUGCCGCCGGCCUUGCAUGCCUUCCCUCUGGACAGAGUUUAACUGAACUGUUCCAAGAGAUUACACCUUGCCAAUGGAACUGUUUUUAACAAAUUAACAUCACAAUAUACCGAAGGUUGAGUCGCAAAGUCAGUUAAACAGCCAUUUGUUUCUAUAGAAACUAAACACCUUAGCAGGGAUUGUACCAAGCUUUGAUUGUGGUGAUUUUUUUUUAUUAUUAUUUUUAUUUUUUUAACUGGAAUUUGCUGCUUUUGCAGCCUGCUCUUGCUUGUUUUCAGGAAAUCAGAAAUUUGGAAAAGUGACUCAGAAUUUUUUAGUAUGUGAGGAAUGAUGGUAAUCACAUGAUAGUGGUACCAAAAAAUCUCUGGAACCUAGUUCAGUGAGUUAGAAUUGACUUCUGAGUCUGUAGAAUCAUAAACCCUAAAAAUCUAUGUGUUCCCCCAUUUUCAGACCUUAAGGAAGUUUGUAACUUCCCAUCUUCCACUCCCCUUUCUUCCUAGGCUCUUUCUCCAGUACAGCUGAAGGAGCUUGUCCAAGAAUCAGCUAAUGCAGCUGCUUGCUGCCCAGAGAUUUGGGGAGUUUGUGAAGGGUGUUUUUUUCCUAGCUAUUGUUGACAUGAGGAAAUGUCAGAAGAAAUAUUGAAUUGAUGCAUUCCAGAUUUCUUAUCCUCAAAUGAAGUUUCCCCAAAUGCUUUGUUCUCAAGUGGCAGUGAUACUCAAAUGCCUUCAAGACUGCAAACAGUAAUAUUGUUUAUCCUGGGAGGAAAAUACUAAUAGGUUUCUGAAAAUUUGCAAGGCAGGGAAUAGGAUUCAUUCUGUUUGGUAAUGAGAAGUGCAGUAGCUGUGCUUUUAAAAACUAGGAGGUCCAUAUUUACCUUCUCACUUUUUUUUUUUUCCCUCUUAGGACAGAGGAGUUAUUAGAGUUUAUUUAUUAUUUAAUUCUGUGUUUGAUUUUACCUAAGUUUGUUAAUUUUCUUCUGCCUUUUUUUUUCCAACACCAGUCUUUAUGCUUUCCCUGAAAGUACUUGUGGGGUUUAUCACAGUGAGAGAGUCUUGUGAGCUGUGUUGAUCUCAGUUAUUUUAUUUUAUCAGAAUCACUUGUGUGUUUUGAUAACCACCUGAAAAACAUUGCUUCUCAAUUUGAUUUUUUUUCCCAGACAAAAAAAAAAAGAGAAUAUUUCCCUUUGGCAAUCACUCCUCUUUUCCAUUGAACAGUAGGAAGAUGGGUCAUGUGAAUUCCCGCAGAGCCCUUCUGAAUGCUGUCAAGAACUUUUGCUCUUGUCAGAGGUGACAGGAUGGAAGCUGAUGACGGUCAGUAUCGUUGGGAAUUGUGGACAGCUCUGCUGAAGCAACACUGUGUAUGAAAGUGCAUGUGAGUCACACUCCCCGUGGCCCAUGGCCCUGGUGCCCAGCCAUGUGCACAUAUCCCUGGCACAUCCAGCCCCCGGCAUGUCCUGCUGCCACGGGCCGUGGCCGGGAGCUGCAGCAGGGGCUGCCGUUGUGCUCGGACCCCCGGCCGUGGUUGCCAUGGUGAGGAUAGAACUGUGGUGCCCUGGACCCGUCUGUCACAGAGCGGUUGCUGGAAGGCUGCAGAGCAGCUGCAGCCAGAUCUGCCUCACACUCACCACCAGAUGCAGCUCUCAGGGCACUCAAGUUUUCUCUCAGCCUGACACACUCACUGCGGAACAAUGUCAGCACACUGCCACUUCCAGGAACACCGCAUGCAGAACCUGAGGCAGAUACAGAAGCAGAUGAGGCUGCUGGACCUGCGCCUGCAGAUGCUCCGUGACAGACUGUGCGCAGCUCGCCAUCACAGGUGUGCCCUUUGCUGCUGCAUGCACCCACCCAGAUGCCCGGGGAGAAGGGCCCUCUCUGCAAGGCAGGAUCUGGAGCGACGACUGGACAGAACAAGAAGACUUGGCAUGAUGUUGAGCUCAUCCUGUAGUCAAAACAAUUUGUCUUUGAUUGAUGUGAAGGGUUUUGACCCCAAGGAAAUCACUGUCGUGGUGAAAGAUGGGAAGGUGACUGUGGCAGCGGAGCGCAAGGAGGAGCACAACACCUGCAUGGGAAAGAUAAGCAGCUACAAGAAGUACAUGAAGGAAUUCAGCCUGCCACCAGGGGUGUCUGAGAAGGAGGUGACCUAUUCGGUGGAAUCCAACAACAUCGUGGAACCACCCAAGUGCUGCCCUUAUCUCUGCAACUGCUGAGCUGCAGCAGGGAGCCACCAUCACUCCUCUGCUUCACCCUUCUCCCCAUUGCAUCUAGGUGUGUCCCAAGAACUGUGGCAGCAGCCUUUCUUACCUCUUCCAAAAAAGAAAACAGCACUCUAA